Messenger RNA from Trachymyrmex cornetzi, 2016 nucleotides. RefSeq lists its product as uncharacterized. The coding region runs from base 1 to 1887 and encodes 628 amino acids. NCBI's taxonomy places the organism in Eukaryota, Metazoa, Arthropoda, Insecta, Hymenoptera, Formicidae. Gene Ontology annotation, molecular function: lamin binding; actin filament binding. Gene Ontology annotation, cellular component: nuclear membrane. The record is from RefSeq and is a predicted model, not a curated record. Gene Ontology annotation, biological process: nuclear migration along microtubule. The transcript is spliced from 6 exons.
AUGGAAGCCGAUCGGAAUGCAACGUUUGAUUUCGCGGUUAUGUUCGUUCCAGUUCUUUUAAUACUCGCUAUGUUCUUGACGAUGUUCUACAGGCUUAGGGCAAGAUGGCCUAUGAAGGUAAAUUGCUGGUUUUGCAAUGAGAACACGAAGGUCUGGAGACAGCAUCUGAACUGGUGGUUGUGUCCUUGGUGUGAACAGUACAACGGCUUUUCCAAGAAUGGCGAUUAUGCGUAUGAUAUUCCAGAGCAGUAUGUAACAUCAAAAAGACAUACAAGAUAUUGCAGACUGUCCGAAGACGGUGACAGCCGUCACGUUUUCAAAGAUAAUCUCUGUGCAUGCUGUAACAAGCGGGAAGAUCUAAAGUUAUCAGAACUGGCCAAUUUUGAACCCAAGAGUGAAAAGCUCUUUAACACCGAACUGAAAAUAUUUAAGGAAUACCUAGAAGCGAGGUAUCCACUGUGCGACAGCUGCAAAUUGACAGUGAGAGAUAUACUGCGCAGGCAGGCGGUGUGGCUAACUCAUUAUAAGAUGCUGUUCUUCAGGCAGAAACCGUUUAAGACGCUUAUCAGUGAUGCAAAAAAAUCGGAAACUGUCUUCCGAGUUAUCUCGACGAUUCUGAUCUCAAUGGUCAUGUACAACCACGACUUUAUUUGGCUGCCAAUCAGUGGACUGUUUUUUCACUUGUGCGCUUGUUGGUCGAGCUCGAUGAGAAAAAAGAGUUCCGAUAUAUUGUUGAUAUUUUUAUGGUCCUGUGUCACUAUUCUCGUGUCCAUAAAGGAUUUGACGACUCUUCAAAAUGCCUGGCUUACAACAGAAUACAUCGUGCAAUAUCGCAUGGUAGCGGCUUGCGCAUUUAUUACAGUAUUGGUGAGCCUAAGAUUCAGCUUGUAUAAAACUACUUCGAUCGGUUCGGUGGUAUUUAAGAAGAUCAAGUUGCGCUCACGAGAUGUUAUUUUGUCUCAGCUCGAAUAUAACAGUCAAAACAGAAACAAUACCGUUCCAAGCGAAACGAAUGGCUGUAUUAAACCGUCAGUCUAUGCGACGAGCGAAUUAUCUUCCACUGAAAUCAAAUUCAGCAAAUCACAUUCAGCAAUAUUGAGACAGAAGCUGUCUACGAUCACAAACGACGGUACCAAUGGUUACCUAAGUUCCGUCUCUCAGAAUGAUAGUCCACUGGAUACUUGCUUGAACGACAGCCUGAGCUCCCUUUUCCUGAACGAAGAUCUUCCAAAAUACGACAGGAUCACGAAAACGGCGCCAGCGAUUUUCGAGCGAAGAGUGUACAACGCGACGAGCUCCGAGAAUCUCUUCAGGAAAUCCGGUAGCAAGCAUAGAUGCAUUUUAUCGCCACCGAAGCUCAGAUCGGUGACGCAGACCUCGUGGGUAGCGGGUGGUUACUGGCAGGAGGGUAUGAUGACCGCCACGCUGCCGACGCUCUCGCGCUCGUCCAGUCAAAGCUCGGGCUUUGGAUCAGUCGGCUCCUCCAAUCUCGCGCCUUCCCGUGAGCCGUCCGUGCACGAGCUCGACCGGUGCUCCUCCGCUGCGUCGGAGAUCUGGCGAUGGUCGUGCCAGACGCCACGGCCAGGUCCCCACGUCACCAGGCACGACUCGCCGGUGCCCCGGCCGCAGUCGCGGUAUUCCGAUGUGACGGGUAGUCACUCGCGAGCGGUGCCGUCGCCGACAGUCCGCGCGAUGUUCAACGCGGAUGAUCACGUCCAGGAGAGCUGCGUGCGCGGUUCGGACAUUGGAGAUGUCCAGAAUGGCUCGGUGCCGACAUACGCUGGUCAUCACACGACGAUCGUCGCGAGCCCUGGCUGGCUUUCUGCGCUGCUCUGCGGCUCGCUGAUACUGAAUAUGAUAGUGCUGUGCACUACGCUGUUACGUUAAUGUCGCGACGACCACCACUCAGGGUCGUUCACUGUGUUCACGCAGUAAUUUUUAUCAAUCGCCACGGCUAUUUAUAUGAUCGCUAGCGUUAAUUGAGUACUCGGCGAGUCUGAUCGUUCCGACCAAGAG